GCGGCAGCUAGCCCGGCCGCGGGGUCCCGGGGCGCGGUGACGGCGCGGGGGGGCGCGGUGGCGGGAGGCGGGCAGGAGGGCGGCCGGCAGAUGGAAGAGAAGGGUCUGGCAGAGAGGUAGAGCCUGGAGAGCUGGGGAAAGAGCCCAUGGACGGAGGACGCCUGGCCGUGUAAACUUCACCAUGGCUGCCCAGUCGAGCUUGUACAAUGAGGACAGAAACUUGCUGCGUAUCCGAGAGAAAGAGAGGCGGAAUCAGGAGGCUCUGCAGGAGAGAGACAAGUUCCUUGAGAAGACUCCCCUCUUCGCAGAACCCUACAAGACUAAUAAAGAAGAUGAGUUGUCAAGCCGAAUUCAGAACAUGCUGGGCAAUUAUGAGGAGGUGAAGGAGCUCAUCAGCAACAAAUCCCACCAGAAUCUCAUAGGGAUUCCAAAAAGCGUUGCUCCUCUGAUCCCACAAGGAAAGCCUGAUCGUCCAUACUUCCUUGAAAAAAGCAGCCAUACUUUACCAUCAUCAUUCCACCGCACAACCCACCAUCCACCCAUGGGACCUAGAGUUGUAGCUCCUCCCCCUCCAAGCCACUCCAUUCAUUACCAAAAGGCACAGUCAAGAACAGAACAGCCUUCAGGUUUGCACACUAAGAGUCAUAGCUUAUCCAAUGGUUGGAGCCAAGGUCAAGAACACAAUCGUGGUGGCCAGGAAAGUUACACAGGUUUUCACCACAAGAGAAAUGACAGGCGUGCAGGUGGUGAAGGUCAUGCUAAUGAACUGCAGGCCUCUCUUUUGGCACUUUCUCCAUUGCUGUCAUCUUUGUCUUCUCCAGUGACACCCCUGUCACCUCUACAUUCCAGCCAGCAUAUCAAUUCCAGGUCACAGAACAGCAGCAAAAGUUACGGGACAACCUACAGUCAAACAAAAUCAUCUCAGGACCUAGUGACAGGGUCACAGGAGAAGGAAAGUCGGGAAAGCUCAGCCAUUAAACUGACCAGCACCACUCAGCCUUUGUCUCACACUUUUCCCCCAUCUUUGCCAUCAAAAACCAGUGCAAUGCAGCAGAAACCAACUGCCUAUGUCAGACCAAUGGAUGGCCAAGAUCAGGCACCAGUUGAAUCACCGGAGCUCAAACCUCUCCUGGAGGAAUACCAUGGAGAACCUUAUGAAAAAAUCUCAGAUUUAAAGGCAAACGCCAAAGCCAAACUUACCAAAUUGGAAAUUCCUUCUGAGCCUAUAGAGCAAACCUUUCCCAGUGAUGUCCACUCCAUUGAAGAAAUUUUGAAGGAAAUGACCCACUCAUGGCCACCUCCCCUGACAGCUAUUCAUACGCCUAGUACAGCAGAGCCUUCCAAAUUUCCUUUCCCAACAAAGGGAUCGCACCAUGUUGGAUCUGUAGCCCAGAAUCACAAACAGUAUGAUGCACCUUCAAAAACGUUGCCUUUUUCUCAACCAAGAACAUCAAUGCUCCAGGACGACCUGCAGCUCAGUGAUAGUGAAGAGAGUGGUGACGACCAAGUUGCUGAAAAGGCACCAGCCUCACUUGCUCCUCCAAGUGCCCUACAGUCCCAGCCCAAGAGUGUGGCAUCAGCGCAUUCCAGCAGCCCGGAGUCAGGGAGCACCAGUGACUCAGACAGCUCUUCAGACUCGGGGACAGAGAGCAACUCGAGUGACAGUGAAGCAAACGACCCUCCAAGAGCAUCAGCGCCUGAGCCUGACCCACCAACUUCUAAUAAGUGGCAGCUUGACAACUGGCUAACCAAGGUGAACCCACCAGCAGUGCCAACAGAAAGUCUUGGCGAAAUCGCCCACACGGAUGGAUGCGAGGAGGACAAGGAUCAGGACAUCAGCAGCAAUUCCUUCCACCAGCAUGCUGAGUCGAGGGAGCCUCAUCAUAAGAGCACUGGCCGAGCGGCCAGGCCUCCUCAGGACACUUAUCUCCCAACCAACCUCCCAAGCCAGCAGUCUCCUGUGCGUGCUGAGGAGCCCUCCCCCAGGCAGACUGUGGGCAUCAAAAGACCCAGCAAGGCCCCAGGGCACGAGUGGCCCAAGGGAGGCCUGAAGGUGGAGAGUGACCCUGCUCCUUUGGAGGUCAGAGACCAGUCUUCCCGAGACAAGCCAAAAGUCAAAAGGAAAGUGAAGCCAAAAUCCAGCGACAGAGGCGACGCGAAGGCGGCACUGCAAGAGCCCCCUGAGAACAGAAAGCACAAGAGCUCCCACCAGAGCCAUGCCAAACCCUUGUUGGACCCCAAGCUCAGGAGAGAGGUUUUGCUUGGCGGUGCCCAGGAGCAUCUCGCUCUCAGUCCCCUUCCUCAAAGCCAGGGCACAACCCCCACCAGGACUAGCAGCCACAGGCCUGCUGUUGUGGCCAGAGAGGACUUUCACAAGGAGAAACUUCCCUUGCCUAUGAGGGAGAAGACGUUGCUCUCGCCAGUGACGGACCCCCCUGUGCCUCAGUCCCUCAUGGUGAAAAUAGACCUCCCUCUCCUGUCCAGAGUCCCGCAGCCCCCUGGAAAAGGCAGCCAUCAGAAGAGAGCAGAGGCCAAGGAGCUCCCUGGUGCAAGGAAGCAGGAUCUGGAGAGGAAAACCACAGACGCUCCUGACAAGUCCCUUCGGAAGAGGAAGAGGGAAAUGGAGAAGGAGAUUGAUAGGAAGAAAAUGAAAUCAGGAAAAGAAACAAAAUCUUUGCAGUCUUCGGCUAACAAAGACUCCGAUAAAUCGAAAGCACCAAAAGCUUCAUCUGAAACGCAGAAGAAAGAUCUCCUGCUACCCCUGCCAUCCAUGUCUCCUGCACAUCCUGCACCAAAGUCCACCAAGAUGGCCCAAAAGAGACCCAGAAGUGAGACCGGUGAGCUGCCUACCAUGGAUAACACUGCCUGGAACAAGAGCAACCACAAGGGUCCUUUGCUCCCCAAGCGCAGGAAAGUGGAGAGCAAUCACGCGGAACUGUCGAAGGGCAUCAAAGGAUGUGUAGGGGAUGUCACAAAUCCUUUCCCAGUGCCUUCUGUGCCAAAUGGUACCUCCAAGUCGAGCAGACCUCAACUCAACUUUGAAAAACAGCAUCCGAUGGAACACUACAUUGAAGAGGCCAAGAGGCUGAAGCACAAAGCUGAUGCAAUGACCGACAAGACUGGAAAGGCUUUGCAGUACCUAGAUGCCGCCCUUUCCUUCAUUGAGUGUGGGAUUGCCUUGGAAUCGGAUGCACCAGCACCAAAAUCAGCCUACAGCAUAUUCAGCGACACCAUCGAUCUCAUCAAAUUCAUCAUGACACUGAAAUCCUUUACGGACUCCUCGGCAUCUUCACGUGAAAAAAUCCUUGCCGUGUUAUGCAUGCGCUGCCAGUCCAUUCUGCACAUGGCCAUGUUUCGUUACAAGAAAGACACUGCGAUCAAGUAUUCUAGGAUCCUGAAUGACCACUUUAAGAGUUCUUCCAGAGUAACACAAGCACCUUCUCCCUGUGUUGCAAGAAGCACAGGUGUACCUUCUCCUCUGUCUCCAAUGCCCUCUCCCGCCAGUUCGGUGACUUCUCAGCCAGGAUCGAAUGCUAGCAACUGCAGUGGCAACAGCACUGGCUCUUCCGUCACUGUCCCCUACAAUAUCCCAAGCAUCACCUCUUCCUACGUCAACAUCACUUCCUAUAUCCUCUAUGCGUACGAUAUUUGGGAACAGGCUGAUGCACUGGCCAGGAAGAAUAAGGAGUUUUUUGCUGAACUCAGCACAGCGACGUGCGCUCUGGCACUGAACAGCAGCAUGGCCGAACUGGUACACUACACUAGACAGGGUUUACAGUGUCUGAGACUGGAAACAAAUUCGCCUUAACUGGUGCUCAAGGUGGUUAAGUACCUUGAACUUUUUUGCACUUUUGAAGCCUCAGAAACAGCCUGACUUGUUGAAUCAUUGGCUACAAAGCACCUGCAAGGGAAAAUAAAUCAAGGUGGAAGGGAUCUGGUUACACUGGAAAAGCUUGGAACUGUGUUUUUAGGGUAGCGCUUUUGCUGCCUUGAAAAAGAAGAGCUGGAGGAAAGCCUCAGCGUUGAUGGCACCUUCCUUUAAAGCGACAAAGUGCAAUGAAUUGUCUGAAUGGCUCAAUGUAUUGAUGGUCAAUAAACAUUUCUAUUACAAAUAACCAGCAGGACAAUAAUCACACAUGAAGAAGUGCCGACAAGAAGGAAAUCUGCCUCCAGAGGUUAUUAGGCAACAUCCCACAGUCUGCAGCAGCUGUGUGCCCAGAAGACAUGUCAAAGUGGUUUUGCCAGCACGGAUUCAAUCUUUGGUGUCUUUGUUCUUCGGAUGGCAAGCAGCAACCUCAGGAGCACCAAAGAGCAUUAUGUUAGAGUCAAAACAGUCAAAAGCACUCUGCCCUGCCUGCUUUCCAACCUCACCCUCUUGCCUUUUUCCGCCAGCUGCUGCCCUGAAAGUGGAGGGAAAGCCACUGCCUUCAGUGCUGCAAGUUCACUUUAAGUCAUCGCUGCUUUGGUCCUCCUCCUUGCCAUGCACCCGCACACACACGUGCCCUUAGCACUCAAACUGUGUUACUGAGGGUCUUGCUGGGUUUAAGCCUUGUAAGUCAAACGCAGCUGGGGUGGCAACAUGAGCCGGUGUGGUUGGAAACAGCUCUGCCUGUCUCCUGUGGUGGAGGGACGUCACUCACGCGCAGGACUCCUUGUCCGGUUUUUUUUUGGCCUUUUGAUGGGUGGGGGUGGAGAGCUCUACUGGGUCACUGGGAUUGCUUGGAUGUUGUUCUGAGUCUGAGAGCCUACAUGGGCAGGAAUUGCUUCUGUUUAAGGAAAGACUAAGUGGCUGAAUGUGGAACAUAAGACAAAUUUUGCAUUUGGAUAUUUGCCUGUGACUGCUGGUCUCGGUAAAUGUCUAAGAGCAGGAUUUGGUACCAAAGUAGGACAUCCUUCCUGUGGGAGACAGGGCACGUGCUCUUUCUCAACUACAGGAUGGGCCCAGUGACUUGGAAAUCUGUCACAAGAAGGUGAAAGGGAAUCAUUAGCUGUUCACAAGCAUUUUUUCCUUGUCAGGAGCUACAUUUUUGAAAUUGUGAUUGUGCAGGUGACAGUAACAGUGAAGGCAGCAUCCUCAGCGUCUGUGUAUUCAGGAAGAGGACACCCUUCUCCACCCAAGGGUUUCCUGUUUGGUGACAGCAGCGUCCUACCGUCCUUAUAUCCAAUACUGUGCCUUAGCCCCCUGGUCCCCUUUCACAUCCCUCGCCCUAUCUCUGACAGGCCUGUGGGAGCGGCAAAGAGAAGGAUGCUAUCCCAAAAUUAUUGGGGGGAAGAAUUAGCUCCCUUGUCCACAUACUUUCCAGAUGGAGGGACAGGUCUGCACGUGUGCAGUGGUCCCCGCUUUGUAAAACACCUGCUCAGGGGUUUUGAGGCUCAUGAAAAGAGACAGUAAAUAGAUGCCAGAAAAAGGUCUGUGUUUCCAACAGUAGUUUCUGUAGAAAUGGCUCCAGGGAAGCCUGUAGUCAUUUUGCCCCUGGGAGGAGCUGGCAGGAGCGUGCUGUGACUCUGCCCUAGUCCCAAGCACAAGGGAGCUCUGCUCUCCUGUCCCCUCCCCUGGCAGCACAGGACUCCCGGGACCCUGCCUGGGUCUUUCUGCACCUUGCAGGGACUGCCCUUUUAUGUGCACUUUAGUAAAAGCCUUAGUGCGUUUCAGGGAUAAGCUGUCCUAACCAGUGGAAGGAAGGUCCAUGUCCCCACCUCCCCGUUUUCCCUAUCAAACUUUACUUGCACUCCUUCUCCCUGGGGGACCAACUGCUCUGAGUAAGGCAGGGAAGAGAGGGGCUCGGCAUGAACUGUUCUGGUCUCAGGAAGCACGGGGAUGGCCCACCGGCCUGAAGGCUGACGUGCCUGAUGUGCACUUCGGAGCUCAGUUGCAGACCACUGGGUCAAUGCCGCCCUCUGACUUUGUCUUCACUUACACCUAUGUUCAGGAUCCCCAGCUGAGGAGGAGGAAGGAAGGAAACAAGCUUUAUUGAACCUGAAAACCGCUGUGGGAGUCUGCAAGAACCGCAGCAGAGUGUCAGGGGAAAGUGUAAGGUGAAGCAGGGACAGGGGUCCCCCCAGAACUUUCAUUUGCCCACACCCAUCUCCCUCCCUGCUGCCAGGCCAGGUUCCCAUCGGAGAGGCACUUGCUCACAGCUUGCCCCCCCCAGGGGGACCUCCUGCUGCCACUGCCCCCAUCCUGCAUCCAGCUUGGUGCAGCCCGUGGGUGUACCAGGUCCUGUCCUUUUCUGCCUUUUGGGCAGUUUGCUGCCCAGAUAGCGAUAAUCUGCUGCCCUGCUCCCAGGAACGUUCAUCGGGCGAGCAAAGUCGGUAGGAAGACCCCCGGCAGGUGAACUACUGGCAUUUGCUUCUUUGCACUUGGGAAAAGGCAGCCUGUGCUCGGCCACCCUGCAGAGGUGGUCUUGCAAGGGCUGCUCCCCUGCUCCCAGGGCCAGCUCCCCUGGGCUUCAGAGAGAACCAGAUCACGGGCAGUUUGUCUCGCAGGCGUGUGGGGAGCUAUUUGGGGGCACUCAUUUCAAAAGCCAUCUGUGGAAGCAUCCGUAUCAGGCUACAUAGCAGGAAGCUAUGUUUUGUUUCAGGUCACGGAGAAGACUGUUUAAAUAAUAGGUAAUUGUUAAAAAGCCAUCGUGUUUCAACCUUGAGCCAGGUCAGAGGCCUGCAAAGGGUUAGGAAAGAUGCUCAUCGUUUUCACUUGGGUCUGUUCAGGCCUUUAAAAAAAAAAACAAAAAAACAAAACAAAACCAAAUAAAAAGCCAAACCAACCCAAACCAAAACGUAACAGUAGAGGAAGUAGCAUUUGCCACGAGGAAAGAAAACAAUGAAUUCAAGGAAAAAGAGGUGAUGGUUGAGUCCCAGGAGGAGAGGAGGCAGCUCUGGUGGCAAAGCAGCAUCAUUUCCAUGCCAUAUUUACUUAGGAGAAGUAAUACAUGUGUUGAAAUUGUCAAAUGUUCUGUUUUUAAGAUGCCAUUUAUUUAAUAGUUGAAAACACCACUUCCAUGGAGAUAGAGAUCUCUUCUGUAACUGAUAGUCAAAGUCUGACUGCAAUGUUCUUGAUUUUGGUUUUGUCCUCUACCCUCCCUCUUGGUUCCCAUUAUCAAUCUGUACACCUUAAACUUAUUUUGGUGGUGUAUGUCCCUCUUGUAAAUAACUUUUUCUGCCCUGUGUGUGACGGAGUUUCCAAGAUGGUCAAUUCAUUCAUGUGGGGAAAUAAACAAUAAAUGAAGUAGCCGAUGUGUUAUGAGUUGUUACAGGAGUU
This is a messenger RNA of Calidris pugnax (ruff), 7258 nucleotides long. It is a transcript of the gene AFF1, whose product is annotated as AF4/FMR2 family member 1. Gene Ontology annotation, cellular component: super elongation complex; nucleus. Gene Ontology annotation, biological process: regulation of gene expression. The coding region runs from base 182 to 3808 and encodes 1208 amino acids. The record is from RefSeq and is a predicted model, not a curated record. Lineage: Eukaryota; Metazoa; Chordata; Aves; Charadriiformes; Scolopacidae. The transcript is spliced from 22 exons.